AUGGGAGAGGUUCUUUUUACGGCCAAGAAUAAGGUGCAUGACUGUGUUGAUGUGGAGAAGAAGCUGAGGGUAAUGGUUCAAUACGAAGAGGAGAACGUGAUUGCGGUGAAAAAGCAAAGCACUUUCUUGACCCAGCGUGCCCCACAGACGAUUCCGGCGCCUUUACACUGCCUAUCUCUUCAGCUUACGGCCGAUUAUUUCCUGAAGGACUACAGCAGCAAGGAAGACGUGGAAACUGACAAGCUCGAGGAUCCCAGUCUCUACCACUAUGCCAUCUUCUCUGAUAACGUUCUGGCUACGUCAGUGGUCGUCAACUCGACUAUAUCCCACGUCAGAGAGCCAGAGAAGCACGUGUUUCACAUCGUCACUGAUCGACUGAAUUUUGUGCCCAUGAAGAUGUGGUUUCUAGUCAAUCGUCCCCCUCAUGCAACAGUGCACGUGGAGAAUAUGGACGAAUUCAGGUGGUUGAAUUCUUCCCUUUCUCCGGUUCUACGCCAACUUGACUCAGAGAUGAUGAAGGAAUAUUAUUUCGGGUCGGAUCAUCCGUCGUCUCUCUCUGUUGGGGAUGACCAUCUCAAGUACAGAAACCCCAAGUACCUCUCCAUGCUGAACCACAUCAGAUUCUACAUGCCAGAAAUUUACCCAAAGCUGGAGAAGAUAUUAUUUUUGGACGACGACGUCGUGGUGCAGAAGGAUUUGACUCCUCUUUGGUCUCUUGAUAUGAAUGGGAUGGCGAAUGGUGCAGUGAUGACAUGCAAAGAUACUUUCCACCGACUGGAUACGUAUCUCAACUUCUCUAACCCGGAGAUUGCUAGUAGUUUUCACCCAAAGGCAUGCGGCUGGGCAUUCGGCAUGAAUAUCUUUGAUUUGAAGGCUUGGAAGAUGCACGACGUGACCGAAAUAUAUCACAAAUGGCAAGACUUGGUAAGAAAGAGCGUAGUUUGCUUGUUCUGUUCUCUAUGUUACGUUUACAUCUCUCUCUCUCUCUUGCUAUAUAUACAUGUCUUCGUCCCAGUGUAUGAAUUCCUACCAUCAUGCUAUCUUUCUUUCAUUAUUUUAUUAAAUUGACAAAGAAUUGGCAAUUGUGCGGUGGCAUGGACUGCAGAAUUGGGACCGGAGACUGUGGAAGCUGGGAACAUUGCCUCCAGGCCUGAUAGCGUUUUACAACCUGACGUACGUUCUGGACGAUACCUGGCAUGUCUUGGGACUCGGCCACGAAUCAGACGUUCAAAUAGAUGAAAUAGAGAAGGCGGCCGUAAUCCACUACAACGGCAACCACAAGCCCUGGAUGGAGCUCGCCGUUUGCAGGUUCAAGAAGCACUGGUCCAAAUAUGUCGACCUUGAUAAUCCGUACCUGAUGAAUUGCGGCCUUAGUUUAGAAUGUCAUAUGACGCAGUGA
Messenger RNA from Spirodela intermedia, 1399 nucleotides. The record is from the annotation of a GenBank genome assembly. Lineage: Eukaryota; Viridiplantae; Streptophyta; Magnoliopsida; Alismatales; Araceae.